CAAAACAGUUUCUUGCUCACGUCGGACGAACCGCUUCCGUUUGCAACGCCGCAUUCCGGCCACACCUGCCCGUGCCCGAGCCCCGACUCGCUCCGCCGCCCGGCCCGCCGGAGGAGGACCCCGCGCUCAGCCGCCCCAGCAAGCCAUGUCCGAGGAGGAUUAUUUGUGUGUGAAGACUGAGGAAGAGGAUGAAGCAGUGAUUAUGGACCAUGGAGAAAAUGGACUGUCCACACAAAGCUGCAUGCCAGUGCAACAAAACUCUGAAGCAAACAGUGCUGUUCACCACAUGGGUCAACUUGCCUAUGGAAGCGAAGGCUUGCCAGUGCUUGCUGAUCAAACGGCCUCACAAAUGAGCCAUUCUGCAAUGAUGCAGAGAGGAAAUGGUCACAGCCCUGAAAAAAUGGAUUUUGUGUUUUUGCGUAAUAAAAGAAAACGACUUUCUCCUGCUGUAGUGGAACACAAUGUGAUGAGAACCAGGGAAGAAGAAUAUGAAGAUAGUGACAGUAUAAUUUAUGAGUAUGAACCAGACUAUGAAUGUGAGAGCAUUUUAUCUGAAGCUUCCUAUACUGGAUAUCAGGAGAAUCCUCUUAUGGAGAUCCUCAGUUAUUGCCAGGCCAUGUAUGAUGCCAUUCAGAAGUUGGAUAAAAAAUUUGAUCUGCUUCAUCGUAAGGUCUCGGAAAUGCAGCAUACUCGUAUAAAGCCAUUGUUGCUCAAACCUAAACCAGUUGGAUUUAAAUACAGAAGUUCCAGUCAUCUACACCCAGGAAAAAUAAGAGUACAAAAACACAUGGAAAGGGAUUUAAGUCUUCAUCUUUCUUCAUCAGGCCAGGGAGGGCAUAGCCCAGUUGUAAGGGUUGCUUUACAAAAUGGCCACGUUCAAGUCAAUUCCAAAGUGAAACAUGCCCAGCAGAGCUUCCAGCUUGAAUCUCAGCAGCCUGAGCAGCCUGUUGGAAGGGAGAGCCCACCACUCCCCACUAUAGUUUCUACACAUUCAUUGCAUUCAUCAUACACAGCAACUAAUGGAAUGCCUGACCUUUCACCACAAUCAAAUCUUGCUCCCAGUAUUGUGGAAAGUACUGUCAACUUUGCAUCUUCACCAGUGGCAUCCCCAUCAAUACCAGCACCAUCUGAGCCCAGUAAUGAAAAUAAUGCUGUGGAGUUGAACUACAGAAAUACAUCUGAGGAUGUGAAUAUUAGUGAAGAACUACCAUCUUCUUCAGUCUUCAUCAAUCCUAACUUUGAGUUUGUUGGUGAUCCAGCAAGAAAUGUAAAAGUUCUUGGAAACCAUUUGUUGAAGGCUCAGCAAAAGACUAAACCCAAGUAUGCAGCGCGCCACUUGGUUCGUGUCUUGUUCCCCAAGAAGACUUUAUUGUGCAGCAUUAUGGGAGCAAGUGCACGAGGGCGCAGGACAUUGGACCCAAACAAAAUUGCUGCAAUAAGAGAGUUUCUUGCAACCAACUUUCCAACCUAUGAUUUGAGCGAGCAUGGAAAAGACUGGAAGACCUGUAUCACAAAUGUCAAUGCUAUGAUCCGCUGUUUACGCUCUGAAACCAAAGCAAACUCAGCAAGUUCGCCGAAGGAGACAGCUGAGGGAAAAGAAGAAAUGACUGAUGCUCCUGAUACAUCUCAUUGGGUAGAUUUAAAUUAUAAAGAAGAUAGUGGAGACAAUUCUCAAAACUCUCAGAAAAUGACUGGCUCCACAACUGACACAUUGCAGAAUUCAGGACUGGAUAAGUUUCCAGAAGCUUUCCACAUAUCUUCGGUCAAGAAACAACAGUGUUUGGAACCAAUGGAACCUCUUGGGAGCCCAUGGCGCAAUGUUCAGUUGCCUUUCUCAGUCAUUUAUGUCGCUAAGGGGAAGACACGGCCAGAGUUGUCAGCUCGCUUCCUAAUUCGUCAUAUGUUCCCUGAAGAAGUGCUGGUGAAAAGCAACGUGUAUGGUAGUCUUGAUCGUGGCAUGAGCCCACUGGAUUCCAAUAAAAUUAAUGCUCUCAGAGACUUUCUUCAAGAGAAUUUUCCAUCCUUUGAUCUAAAUGAAAGUGGAUUUGAUUGGAAGGCAUGCGUGGCUGCCAUAAACAGCACAAUCCGCAGUCUCAGACACGAGCUUAAAAAGGCUACGUCUGGAAUCCGGCAGAGGGCCCUGGCAGUGCCGCCCUUGAGGGCAGAGUCCCCCAAAGAAUCCCACUUCCGUAAAGCCAGUGGAAAGCAACACUCUCAUCUCAAAAGUUGAAGCUCUCUAACAGCUGUCUCAAAUCUUAAUUUAGCAGGUUUUUAUUAAUUCUGUGUAGAAGCCUGUAACAUCAAGCUGUCCUAUUCAGCUGAGUUGUCAGCAGCACUAAAUAAUAUCACUUCAUGAGACCAAAGUUAGCAGAAGACUUGGGAGCCCUAACUCUUCGCAUAAGUAGUGUUUGUGCUCCUCAGAAAUAAUUUUCACUGUUCCCUAUAGCAUUUGCAAUGUGCUCUCUCCUAAAAGCAUCUUACUCUCAUGAUUCAUUGAAUCUGAAAGAUUAAUCUGAUUAGAAAAGAUGCACUGUGCAUCAGUUCAGCAGAAGCAGAUGGAAAAGAGGAGAGGAAAGAGUGGUCCUCCUUGGAGGAUGAAUCACAGCCAGCUAAAUUAUCUCAUUAUGUGUGAGGAAUUAAAUUUGCUUUGACAAUUGGAUAUCUUCAGCAAAAAUAUCAGAAAGGAAAAAAUCUUUUAAAUUGCAUUUUGUUAACUUGUUGUAUCUGGACUUGAUGAUCUUGGAGGUCUUUUCCAACCUAUGAUCUCUCACAUUUUUGCCUGCUAUAGCAGUCUUUUUUGUAGGAUAAGAGGCAGACAACAGUGUAAGUACAGCUGGUAAUACUGCUUUGCUCUGAUUUAGCUCUAUAAAAAGGACAAAAAAACCAUCCAAAACAAACAAUCCAAUGGUUGGUUCUGUUUUUUCUUAAUGAAAUUUAAGGAAAAUACUUCUUCAGGAUCCUGGACUCCACCAUUUUGUGGUUAUUGCAGCUGAGGCUUCACAUUUUCAGCAAAUCCCUUGUUGUAGGUGCAUAUGAGGUCCAGAAAAGCACCUCUCUGUCAAUAAUAAAUGUUCAUGCCUUUGCCUUUCCUUUCUGUCCACAUAAGACUCAGAUUUAUUAGUGCAGUAAGUUAUAUAUUUUAAAAAAAAGAACAAACCAAACAAGCUAAUUUUAACAAACUAAUUUUCAAAAUCACUUGGAUGUUGAACUCUUAAAAAUAAAUAAAAAUUAAUUACCGUAUAUAUUCAAUUUCACAUCUUGCUCAGUUUCAUUUGUAAGUUAAAAUUCAACAGUAGUACCUGUACAGAAGUUAAUGGGGUUUUUUGUUGGGUAGGUUCUUUGGUAUUUUUUUGUUCAUUUGUUUUCAAAAGAGGAAG
Molecule: messenger RNA, 3377 nt
Organism: Corvus hawaiiensis (hawaiian crow)
Lineage: Eukaryota; Metazoa; Chordata; Aves; Passeriformes; Corvidae
Gene: BEND2
Product: BEN domain containing 2
Exons: 12
Coding region: 146-2230 (694 amino acids)
Molecular function (GO): DNA binding
Source: RefSeq, a predicted model, not a curated record